GAUAGGGAGUACUUAAAGGUACGAAUUAAGUACCUGCGGUGUAGACUGUAAUUAGUGAUUUGAAAACGUUCUAGAAAUGUUUUAGCAGUUACGAAGUUUCUUUAAGUGUUUUUAAUUUGUAAAACUGGGUUUUAUCUGUAUAUCUACCCACUUUGUGAUAACUUAAUUAAAAGUAAAUACCAUUUUGAUACAAGAAGCACUUGUUUGUUAUCAUUAUCAGUUAUCAAAACAUAGCAACUGGGUGUGAUCAAAAUGAACAGUUCGUCUCUUUUUACAAUUUUGAUUGCAUUUGUCUGCUUACAUCAGACAGCCACCAAUAGAAGCGAAAAUCCUUGUAUAGACAACUACCAAUGGCGCAUAAUCGGGGGGCAGACCGCCGCCCCCGGGCAGUUCCCCUUUGUCGCAUCCCUCCGCAACGAAUCCAACGGCCUCUGGGGCGCCGCCUCCAUCCUCAACGAAAACUGGCUGGUGACAGCAGCACACUGCGUUGAAGGCUACACAACCGCAAACUUAUCAGUAGUGGUAGGCAGCACUCGCAUCACCUCUGGAGGCGUCCACCACACCCUCGCCUCCAUCCUCCAAAGCCCCAGCUACGAUCCGCUGACUGCAGAAAACGACAUCGCUCUCCUCCAAGUCCAAGACGCUAUUACUUUCGACGACUCAGUCCAACCAAUUGAAAUCGCCAGGGGCGCGAACAACCAAUCAGCGACCGUGCUGGGGUGGGGGUUAGCCCAAUGGGGGUACUACCCCGACGAGCUGCAGUUCCUACCCACGAGAAUCACGCCAGAUGAAGAGUGUCAAAGCUACUGGGAGACUUUGGCGGAUACCCAGAUUUGUUCCGUGGUGGGGGAAGGCGUGGGGGUUUGCUGCGGGGAUUCGGGGGGGCCGCUGGUGGCCGACGGGAGGCUGGUGGGGGUGGUGUCAUACGGGCUACCGUGUGCGCUAGGGGCUCCGGAUAUUUAUACAAGAGUGGCGGCGUUCGAAAAAUGGAUUAAAGAAACUAUUAACUGAUAUAUUUUAAUUAUUAUUUUUCCAAAACCGCAAACUGGACAAUAUAGACGAGAUAAGUUAAACUCCCCGCCAAAAUCUGAAAUUAAAAACUAAAAAAUUCUAAACAUUGGAAAAAAACACGUACCGUACAAACUACCGUAUAGUCGAGAGGAAAAACCCCAGCAACUGAAAACUUGAACUUCGUAAAUAAAACAUGGAAACUGUAGCCUCGUGUUUGCUCCAUUUUGAUUUUCUCGAAAACGAAUUUAACCUAAAAAUGUUAUUUUUUGUCUACGUUAAACCACCAAAUACUUACUUUGGAAUAUAAAGCUUCUACAGGUUGUACGAUCAGCAUGACCUCGCAAAAAUUUAGUACCCACCAAGAGCAGCUCAUAAUCACCACGAAAAAUUUUUCCGUUGAUCCUUCUUCGUAUAAAACUACGUGAACUAUGUCCAUAGUUAACCAAAUGAAAAGCUUACCGAAGUUUCGUAGUAAGGGAAAAUUGUAAAAGUCGUUCAAUUUCCUACAAAUUUCCCCUAGUUGUAUCAAUUUCGGGAGAAGGAGUUUCGAAUUCGUGACUUUUCCAAGAUAUUCGAAUCUGAUUUGGAUUUCUUUGAUAAAGAACACGAAAAGUAAACGGGUUAAUAAAUUGAAAGAUGAAGAAAGGUAUGAGGAGAUCAAGCAAAUGCUUGACCCAUUACCUGAAGAAUAUCUUCGAUAAAUUAGGUCGGUAGACAUAAAAAUUAUGAUGUGAGUACAACUUAAAAAAAAGUACUUUCGUAGUAGCCGUUCCGAAGAAUAAGAAAAGUUCACGUUUCUGUCGUAGGUGUCAAUUUCAGAAAGCAAAUUCACGAUUUUGGUACUACUGAGAUUGAAAUAAAUUAGUAAAAGGGCAAAAACGACGGUCCAGUCGGUACCAAUCAAGACGUGAGACAACAAAUAGGGGUAGAUUUUUUCGCAGAACGAGUAUAGAAACACUUGGAGGGAUAUAAUACACAACACAAUUACAAUACCAAGAAGUCUGCAUUUUCUUCGUAACGUGAAUUGUCUUUUUUCGGAAUCGAAGCUGAGAGGUACUAUUCCCAGACAUCUCAGACUUUUGUAAAAUAUAGAAAAAGAACUAUAAAUGUCUGUGUGAUUUGUUCGUGGCAUUGGGGACGCGUU
Molecule: messenger RNA, 2155 nt
Organism: Zophobas morio
Lineage: Eukaryota; Metazoa; Arthropoda; Insecta; Coleoptera; Tenebrionidae
Product: chymotrypsin-1-like
Exons: 3
Coding region: 253-1011 (252 amino acids)
Biological process (GO): proteolysis
Molecular function (GO): serine-type endopeptidase activity
Source: RefSeq, a predicted model, not a curated record